This is a messenger RNA of Meira miltonrushii, 5230 nucleotides long. RefSeq lists its product as uncharacterized. Gene Ontology annotation, biological process: transcription initiation at RNA polymerase II promoter. Gene Ontology annotation, molecular function: protein binding; transcription cis-regulatory region binding; RNA polymerase II general transcription initiation factor activity. The record is from RefSeq and is a predicted model, not a curated record. The transcript has a single exon. NCBI's taxonomy places the organism in Eukaryota, Fungi, Basidiomycota, Exobasidiomycetes, Exobasidiales, Brachybasidiaceae. The coding region runs from base 134 to 5089 and encodes 1651 amino acids. Gene Ontology annotation, cellular component: transcription factor TFIID complex.
UGCAUUCAAGUUUUCCUUCUUUUCUCACUUCACAACAACAACACAUGCUGCCUUAGAUGAUCGAAUUGAUGCAGCACCACCAAUAAUCACUUCAUCGGCUGUAAGAUCGACCAUUUUUCGAUCAAAGAACAAUAUGCAGCGUGCCGAUGGACUUGGAAGAGGCUUUUCCGUCAGUCAUCAAAAGGUGGCAUUAGAAUUGUCAUUCACCUCGCAAAAUAAUGUCAUCAUCCAAGGCUACACAGAGUUGACAAUAUCUCCCAAUGAUAAAUUUCUAAAAACGCUUCACCUCAAUGCAAAACAGGUUCACGUUCAACGUAUAACAUGUUCUGGUCAAGAUGCAGAGUUUUCGAUCGUUGACCACUCUUCCAACAUUGUCUUAUCCGAAAAGGAUGUUCACAAGAAUCCAGAGCUAAAGCGUAAACUUUUUGCUGCUGCAAGCGAUGGAGCAGGAGGCGAAUUGGACAUCCUUCUUCCUUUUGACGUUGUACAAGAAACAAAUCAAGAUGCAGCUUCUGAUUUCGUUCCUAUCCCUGUCCGCAUUUAUUAUUCAAUCACAGACCCGAAAGAAGCUGUGCAAGUCGCUAUGCCAUCGGACGAAGCACCUCACAGGAUACCCCAUAUUUUCACCUCUGCAACCGGCCCCGAUGCGACUAGGUCUUGGCUUCCAUGCGUCGACAGUUUGUGGGAAAGAUGCACAUGGGAAUUGGAAUUUAUCGUACCCAAAACAUUGGAUGGCGAAAUGAUGACAGUGAUCGCAUCCGGAGACUUAGUUGAAAAGGUCAUUCAUCCACACAAUUCGAACAAGAGCAUCUUCUAUUUCUCACAAGCAUCCGCCACGUCUGCUCAGCAUAUCGGUUUUGCUGCAGGACCGUUCGUGAUGUACGAUAUCCCUCUAGCAAAACGAGAUGAGCCCAGUGGACGUGCAGUGGCGUUUUGCUUGCCGGGUAGAGAAGAGGAAAUGUUCAAUAGUGUGGCUGUAGUCCAUCAGGCUCUAGACUUCUAUAGCCGAGAAUUUGGUUCUUAUCCGUUUGGUUCAAUGUCGGUCGUCUUUGUUGAUGAACCUAUUCAUGAUGUUCACAAUACGUCUACACUCGCGAUUUGCUCGAGUGACUUACUGCACCCGCCGACUGUCAUCGAUCAGGCUUUGGAAACACGUCAAAUUUUGAGUCAUUGUGUGGCUUUCCAAUGGAUUGGGAUCAACAUCAUUCAGAAAACAUGGUCAGAUACUUGGCUGAUCAACGGGCUUAGUCUUUAUAUCUCUGGAUUGUUCAUGCGUCGUCUACUUGGAAAUAACGAAUACCGUUUCAGGCUCAAGAAGGAUUGUGAUCGAUUAUUGACAUGGGAUAUCGGCAUGCCACCUUUGUACAUCUCCGGAAGACAAGAAGCACCUGAAGAAGACUAUCUCUCUUUCAUCAAUUUAAAGGCUCCUUUGGUCCUUCACAUUCUUGAUAGAAGAUUGUGCAAAGCUGGUGCAACCCUCGGUCUUGGUCGUGCGAUUCCAAAAGUCUUCUUGCAAGCCAUCACUGGAGAGAUGGUGAAUGCUACUUUGAGCACCAGUAACUUUUUGCGAACGUGUCGCAAAGUGAGUGGGAUAGAAUUGCGUCGUUUCUCUGAUCAAUGGAUCUAUGGUAGCGGUUGCCCAACAUUUGUUUGUAAUGCCAACUUCAACAAGAAGAAGCUUUUGAUCGAAUUUAACUUUCACCAAUAUACGCCAAGUUGGGAUUACGCUCAAAGGAAUCCACUGGAAGCAGCCGGCUCGAAUCCUGUUCAAUUAUUCGAAGGUCAAAUGACUGUUCGAAUUCAUGAAGCCGACGGAACGCCUUACGAGCACGUCUUUGAUAUGAAUGAUGCACAAAGGAGAUUCGAAGUGCCUUUCAAUACGAAGUAUAAACGUGUUAGGCGAAAUACCAAACGUUUCAAGAGUAGACAGGCGGCUGCCAAAGCUGCAGCUGAAGGUGAUGAAGGUGCGGCAGAAGAUAUUUCUUUAAUGGAUCUGGGUUUCGGUUUGGGUAUGUGGGAAGAAGAAGAGCAGCGUGAAAAGUGGCGGGUAGCUGAUUGGACCGAAGAGGAAGAAGCGCAAAUGUCUUCAGCGCCUUAUGAAUGGAUUCGAAUGGAUGCCGACUUUGAAUGGAUUGCUCAUAUACAAUUCGAUCAAAAGGAUUACAUGUGGGUUUCUCAAUUACAGCGUGAUAGGGAUGUUGUUGCUCAAGCAGCUGCAAUUCAGGCGCUUGGAAGGAUGCCAAAUGCAAUCGCAAGUUCAAUGCUUACACGUACAGUGCUUGUGACAAAGUACUUUUUCAGAAUCAGAAUAGAAGCAAUCCAUCAGCUGGUAGGAUGUGCGCUCAAGUCUUUGGACUAUCUUGGUCUAUUUCAUUUACUGAUGCUUUUCAGGACCUCAUAUUGUCAUGAGACUGCAAACAAUACAGAUCUGGAUGCGCCCUCUAUCCCCAAGGCAAAUGACUUCUCAGAUUAUGCAGAAUAUUUCGUGAAGCGUGCGCUCAUCCAAGCAAUCAGCAAUGUACGCAACGAGCACGGCAGAAGUCUACCCCAAGUGAAACGGUUCAUCAUCAAUCUUUUGCGAUACAAUGACAAUUCUAAGAAUCGCUUUGUAGACGACUUUUACAUUGCCGGUCUUAUUAGUUGUCUUGCUCAUGCACUUGUGCCGCUUGAUUCACUUUGGGGUCAAUAUGUCCCUGCAAACGAGGAUCCUUCAGCUAUUGAUGACGACAUGCUGCUAGCAUCUGCACGCCAAGAGGUAGAGCGCUUCCAAGAGCUUGAUCGACUCGUUCCAUCUUUCCACAAUGUUGUCAGCAUGUCAUGUUUGGACUUCCAGGGAAAUUUGAUGCUGGCGAACAUUAUCCCGGUCAAUCUUCCUCUCCUCCAUUCUUACACUCGUCAAGGCAACUAUACCUCUCUUCGCAUCACUGCCCUGGACUACCUCUUGUUGAUUCAUGGAUUGCAACACAAGAUUCUCACACGAUACUUUUUCGCCCUUUUGCGUUCUGACGAGAGCCGAGCAGUCAAACGUGCACUUGCACGUUCAAUCUGUCAAUCGAUGGCCGUUUUUGUUGCAGUCGGGGAGAAGCGUGAUAGAGCAAUUGUUGACGAAAGUGAAAACGGAAAGACGGAAGAACAACAAUUGGAAGAAUCAUUGAAGAUCAUCCGCAAGGAAGUUGGACGAUCAGCAAGCGUUCGUGAAGGUUUUUUGGAGGCUAUUCUUCAUCCAGGCGUUGAUAUCGGAGAACGUUGGGCAUUGUUGAAAUUGGGAGAAUUGCUAUUCAAGCCAAGUGAAGAACAUGAAGUGCCCUUCCAACCCAAGGUCUCUGUCCGCGUACGCAUGCCAUCACUUGCCGAGCAAGUUGAACAAGCUUCAGGUGCGAGACAACGAACUGAAACGGGAACACCAAAGAUCAAACUUGUUCGUACCGAAACGACUCCAAGAGUGGCAUUCGAGGACAAAGUAUCGGCGACUCCUGCUGCUCCGGUAAAGAAGAAAAAGAUCAAACCGAUUGCGCCUGGUCAAGCUUCUGGUAUGACAUUGACAGAUCUGACAGCUUGUCGAAAUGCACUGAAAAGGGUGCAAAACAGCAAACAUUCGCACUUGUUUCGCAAACCUGUUGAUCCUGUUCGUGAUAAAGUUCCUGAUUACUUCAAUGUGAUUCAGAAUCCAAUGGAUCUAAGUAGUAUCGAGAACAAAUUGAACGAAGGGAUGUACAAAGAUCGAUUCGAAUUCAAAGAAGAUUUCGAAUUGGUCAUCAAUAACGCAAAGCAAUACACGCCAGAUCCAAAAGCAUUCGUUCAUACUUCUGCUAAUUCACUUAAUCGUGAAUUCCAAACCUUGUGGAAUCGUAUUACAAAAACUUUGGCACAUGCAGCAGCCAACAAUAUGGCAGCUACCAAUGGAAACGGAAAUACAGAAGAAACACCGGAGAUUCGUGAAUCUGCGGAUGCUGAAGAAGCUUCUCCAGUUCCCCAGCCUGAACCUCAAGAGGCUCCAGUCAGAACACCUAUGGCGCCUCCUGCUGCUCCUGCACGAGCUGGAUUCAAAAUCAAGCUUAAACCGAAAUUGUCUACCGAUAACGCACAAAGCGAUGACUCUCCUGCUCCUGUCGAUCGGGCUUACGAGCCGGAAAUGAAGCAAACAGUACCCAAGCAGCAAAAUGCGAGAGCAUCGUCGAGAGCUGUUGAGGAGAGCUUUACUUCUAGAAGUCCUUCGCCCGCUCAAAGAUCUCGCACUUCCUCUCCUAUCGUGAUACGAGAGAAGGCUAUGUCACCCGUUGCUUCUAGGUCGCCGAGUGUAAAGCUUACAAACGGAUCAAAAAGUGCAAAUGGUACUGCAAAUGUGGAAAAUCUUCCGAUUCUUCCGAAAAAAUGCAAAAAUUUGUUGGAUACAUUGAAGAAGGAACCUGCAGCUGCAAUUUUUUUGAGACCUGUGGACCCGGUAUUGGAUGGUGCACCAACGUAUUUUGAUGAGAUUAAACAUCCUAUGGAUUUGGGAACAAUGACCAAAAAAUUGAAUGAAGGCAAAUAUUCCACUAUGGGUCAAUUCAAAGCAGAUAUGGAAUUAAUAUUCGCCAAUUGCAGAAAGUUCAAUCCGCCCGAAACGCUUCCCGUUGAACUUGCCAAUGCGCUCGCAACAGCAUUUGAGAGAGAAUGGCGUAUUGCAUGCAUUCCAAAGCUUGAACCUGUGGAGAUAAAAACAUUGCAAAGUUUGGUGAAAAAGUUGGGAAGUGUGGAUGGAGCCAUACUAUUUUUGGAGCCUGUAGAUCCGGUCAAAUUAGGCAUUCCGGACUAUCACAACAUUAUUCCAAAGAAAGAUGCUAGAGAUUUGCAAACAAUCGCGAGCAAGCUUGCUGCAGGACAAUAUGGAACAAUGUAUGACUUUGAUGCGGAUAUUCGUUUGAUGCUGCAUAAUUGUUAUACAUUCAAUGUAAGCGAUGAAGCAGUCACUGAUAUGGCAAAGAAAUUCGAAAAGCAAUAUGACAAGUCUUGGUCCGAUAUUCGAAGCAAACACGGCUUGGCUAAACGGAAAGCAAACGGUUCAAGUUCUGAUCUGGCUGCGGGCAAUUCUAAGAGGCAAAAGAAGUGAGACAAUCCUCUCACACAUUACUAUACAUUUGCAUAAGCAUCUCAUUGCCAAAAUACUCUAUCUAUGUAUCAAUACACAAAAACACCCCAAAAGGAUGACCUCUAAUCCGUGCAAUGCAUCUUUAUCAAUGUUUGAAACUAC